Messenger RNA from Mycosarcoma maydis (corn smut), 6563 nucleotides. RefSeq lists its product as uncharacterized. The transcript has 2 exons. The record is from RefSeq and is a predicted model, not a curated record. Lineage: Eukaryota; Fungi; Basidiomycota; Ustilaginomycetes; Ustilaginales. Gene Ontology annotation, biological process: peptidyl-threonine phosphorylation; peptidyl-serine phosphorylation. Gene Ontology annotation, molecular function: protein serine/threonine/tyrosine kinase activity; ATP binding; protein serine/threonine kinase activity. The annotation marks the transcript as partial.
CCUUCCGCGCACUCCGUCGCACUUCAUGGACUCCACGCAAGCUCUCUCAGUCCGGUGCAUCGUUACUCGUCGACUUUGACCCUAACCUUGCAGCUUCUACUGGUUCUACCACCUCGAGCAUCGGCUCACUCGCCGGCAGCACAUCGCUGCCAAGACCCUCGACCGCUUCGAGGAUUCCCUCUCUUGGUCGCACUGCGUCUUCACAACCCCGACUUGGUGACGCCCUUCUAGGCCAGCGCAAAGUCAGCGACUCCUCAUCCCGGUCUGUCACCCUCACUUCGUCUGCAUCCAGCUCUGCCCUUGCCUUCCCUGCACGUGCCGACUCGCUCUCUCGCGCCUCGCGCCUCGCAGCCAAUCCAUCAUCCGCAUCCAUGAGCUCCAGCAAUUCGGUCACCAGCCUCUCUUCCCUGUCACGUUCCACCAGCGGGGCCAUGGGACCACCACAACUUACCACCUCACAGUCGGCCAAUUUCUUUGCGCGCAAAGCCAACAACGCCGCUCAAGCUGCCCUUUCAAGCCACGGCGCGACCCAUCAACCUCACAUCUCGCCGUCCCUCACCGACUUUGGACCUACUUUUGGUGCUGCCCUCUUUGACGACGAAGAUCGAUUAGCAGCACACCAACACGCCGACAAUGCCACACUCUGCAGCAACACCAGCAUCGCAGAGGCCGAAGAGCACGACGAGGGUGCUAACACACCUCAAGCCACGUCAGCACCCUUUCCUGACUCGGAUACACGUAGGCCCUCCUUGUCCGCUGCAAAUCCAAUUCAUAUGCGUCUGGCUCUGCGCGAGUCGCCCAGCCUUUCGUCGCGCUUCUCCAAUUUCUCCAGUGCGCUUGCCACCCCAGAAGCGUCGGACGAUCCUAGCAAGGUACUCAGUCGAUCCGCUGCUGCUCAACGAUCCGUCGGUGGAGAGGGCAGCAACAGUCUAGGUAUCGGCCUUCCUGAUCUUGCCUCAGAGGCUCGCAACAGACAUGCAGUCGUUCAAACUCCAGAAAAAUUUGGCUUGCAGAACCGCACUCCAAGUGGCACGCCUCGUGUUUACGACCGGGCCGGACAGAUCGGCAUCGGCGAGCUGGCCACACCUCGUUGGAAUUUCCCAUCCACCGCACUGCCAAGCUGGAAGAUCAAUGCAGACGCAACACCGCUGUCGGCCUCCAAAACGGCACAGCGUCGCAAUGUCAGUGGAGCUCUGACCGACGACGGAAUUGCACCGGAACCAAUCAGCACUUCUUUGCAGGAAAGCCAUCGAUCUGCGCUGCAGCAACAUAUCAAUGUUCCAAAGUCGGAUGGCCCACAAGCGCAUCUGCGACGAGGCGAAACGACACGCCAUUCGCGCUCCAUCUCCUAUUCUUCAAUCAACAACAUGCAGCGCAAUGCGCUGCGCGACCCUAGCGAACCGCUCACCACCGUUUCCACCAGCCCAUCCGUGCCAGGUCGACGGAUGCCGAUCGGCGGCAGCCAGUCUCUUCAUGCGUUGGCGCGGGACCACCCGGACAGGCAGUCCGAAUUCAUGGCCGAACUCGAUGGGCUUGCCGCGAGCAUUGGUGCUGCUCCCGAGAGUCCAUCCUUCUCCAUCAGCGCACGCACCGAAUCGGGUUACAGCAUCGUCCAACCCGAAUCAGAGGACGCGUCUCUAGCACUGUCGGUGAGCAACGCGUCUCAUUCGGAUGCCCAUGCAGACAAAGCUGAAAGUUCCUCGGCCAUCGGCGACCUCUCGUGGUCGGCAGGCGAGACUGGGCCGUUUGACUCUGGGGCAACUGGUCUCGGCAUCGAAGGUUCCAAGUCCAUGACGUUUGGUGAUCUUAACUUUGGCAACGGCAUCGGCGACGACGAGUGGCGCCAGAGCUUUGAUCUAAACGCGGCUAUUACUGAUCUACUUAACGAUCACGACGAGCUUCAUCGACGCAGGCAGUUAAGGGACAGGGCAGCGUCGGAUGCGUCCGAGUUAGGCUUAACGGCAGCCUCACGAGCAUCUGCUCGUUUCAGGGCGGAAUCCUUGAAGCGUGGAAUUGACGAGUCUGCAGACGCGAGCCGGGCGCACCCGGCUUCUGCUCGAAUCGCUUCCACUGCUCCAUCGGACGGUCCGCGUGGAGCUACCGCAUCAGCGCGAAGGGAACGCCUGACAAGCAACGGUGCACCCGCUCUCAGCUCCAGCUCGGCAGUCACAUCCGGUACUAACUCGGUCGCGCCUAGUACGCCCAGACUGUCUCGGAACAGCGCGUCGUUUCGCAACAAGCGAGCAUCGUCGGCCAGCAUCGGCCAAUCGCUUCUGCGAGGAUCCGUUCCUUUCGGUCAUGCAGACGAAUACGAGAGCCGUCUCAACUCUCGCGAGGACGCUGCUGCCGACGCGCUUCGCAAGCUCGAUGGGCUUGGCAGCACGCCGAGGGCAAGUCGCGAAGUCAAGACUGACACCAAAAGCCCUCGCACGAGUCGUGUUUCGUCACGACCUGGCAGUGCGGGACGAAGGACAUCGGCCAACAGCAGUCGAGCCUCUUCGCCGGCUUCUCGCAAUCGACGGUCGAGCAACUACGAUGCAUCAUCGCGCACCGGCGACAAAUCUAGGCCAUCGGAAGAUGCGACAGCCCGGAACAGCUUGCGAGCUUCUAAGCUGGUCACGCGUGUACGCACCACCGAUGACGCAUCCAACUCGUCUCCCAACACCUCGGGAGAUUCGAUCCGCACUUCGAUCUACUCGAGCCCACGUCUACGUCGAUCGCAGCUGCCGCCACUUCCACAGAACGAGAUCACACAGGGCUUGCGUAGGGUCUCGGCAAUUCAAAGCAACAACGCCAAGGAUGUGUCUGCUUCUGCCAGCCCGCUUCUCGGAACCCCCGUGAUCACUCGCAGCAUCUCCCGCACCAAGCGCAUGAGCGGCAACGGCGACGCCUCUGGCAUUGCAUCGGACACGAACCGCUUCGAUGCUGCUGCCGGUGUCUACGAAGACCCUGACGCAAGCCGACAUGCUGCUAUCCCGCCUGUCCCUCCUCUGCCCAAGGUGUGGGAAGGGUCUCGGUCAAGCUCGCUCACGUCGGAAGCAUUCCGAACUGUUUCGGCAAAAAGCCCGAGCAUCAGUGCCAGCCAUAGUUUUGUCUCGACCGUCAGCGGUUGUGAAAACAGCGACAAGUUGCCCACGCCUAGAUCGCCGCUCAGCCCGCGCAUCCAGGAUCUCGCCGAGAUGGCUGCGCUCGCCGUGCGCAAGCCAAGCACUAGCAUGCUGAGCGACAAUGUCUCUCGUGGCUCGUCGACCAAUGACGUCUCGAUGCAAUGUGCUACAGCAGAGCCAGUCGAAGAGAUGCUGGCCUCGUCGGACGCUGCUCCGGUCCAAGAUGCGAGCUCCAACGCAUCAGAUGCAGCCGCUAACGGAGAUGUGUCUACGACAUCCUUGCCCAGGUCCAGAUCCAGGUCCAGCGUGUUACGUCGUGCUAGCGUUGCAUCUCUCGGCAGACUGAUACGGACAUCGCAGAAAGACAGGGAUGCGGAUCGAUCCUCUGUCGACUCAGGCUCGCAGUCUGUCGUCGCCUCUGGAGAGCCUGGCAUCAGUCCCAAAGCAAGACGCACUCCAUCCUUUUUUCAGCGAACACCCAAGUCAAGCGACAGUUCUUCGAUCACAGACUCGAACACGCAAGACAGCGACCGCCUUUCACGCAAGUCCUUCUUGGGCAUCGCUGGUGGUUUGCUGAGCCGUUCAGGAUCACGACGACACGCAGUGGCGAGCAACGCCGACGCUGCAGCUGCCAGUCCAAUCACCGCUCGCGCUCCAGAGACGGGCUCUGCCCAGAGUGCUUCGCAAUCAGCUUCUACUCCGGUACGCAGACGCGGACAGUCGAACGCUUCUGCCAGCACUAACUCGGUGCACAAGCCACUGGCGGCUGGCUCGACCCCACACGAAACCCGGAGCACGACGAGGGCAGACAAUGGAGUCCUGGCCACCUCCAAGAAUGUGUCGGCGCAGACCCCCUCACGUCCUACAAGGAUUACUGCUGCUAGCGGUAUGCCCUCGUCCAGUCCCAGCAUUGGUUCUCGUACCGUUUCUCCCACAAAGUCUGCCUCGCUUUCGAGCCGCAUUCCUCGUGUCGCUACCAUGAAAACGAUUCCCCGGUCCACAGCAGCUAGCACGGCAUCCUCUGAGGUGAGUGGAAGCGUGAUUCGAGCUGCUGCUGCCGCAUCCUCGUCGAUUCCAACCAGUAAAUCGCACCAUCCAUCGCUGGCAGCCAGCAUGGGCAUGGUCGUACCGGUACAGCCAGUCGACGACGACGAUGCUAAGUCGGUCGCUGGCUCUGACACGACGGUUGGCACAAACAAGAAUAGCCAGGCGUCGACCAAAGUAGCACCGUCUCCCAACACCGCUCAAGUCUCGAGCAGCUUGGUGCCUAUCCUCAAUGCAUACGCAGCAGCAAAGACGCCCGCCGAGAUUGAAGGCGUGCUGCGACGAGCCCGCAUUGCUGCCUACUCGUCCAACCUGUCUCCCAGCGACCGAGAGGUACUCAACAGUCUUGCGGACCGAAAGGAUCGGCAAAAGAGGGACGUAAGCCCAUCUUCGUCUGCUGCAGCCAGCGGCAGCAAGGCCGAUGCGCCGGCUGGUCGUGCGACCAAGCCCAGUACGUCCGGCCAAAAGGGGGCGACACCCGGCCAGCCCGUUUCAACUAGCUCUGCAACUCCUUUGUCCAAUGGAGCUAAAGCGCCCUCGCCAGCCUCUACGGUAGGCAGCGUUUCGGUACCAGUGCGAAGAACACGUGCCUCGCUCAGUACCACCUCGGCUGUCGCACGAUCCACCAAGACGAGCGCGCUUCAAACAGCAGUGAGUGAACGUCUGGCCAAGAUCAACAGCAGUUCCACCAGCUCUACGCUCGCACGUCGCAGUCCGGCAUCUGGCGAAGCGGCCGGAUCCGACGUCUCGGCUCGAGCUACACCAAUCCAGGACGAAGAGGAGCGUCUGGGCGACAACGAGAUGGAAGACUACAUCCGACGUCAGCAGGCGCGCAAGCUCGCCGCUGGUGUGUCCCAAGCGGACCUGGACAAGAUGCUCGAGUUCCCCGAGCCGGUUGCUCCGAGCCGUCAGCUGUCGCCCCGUCAGGCCGAAGUCAUGUACGGCAACAAGAUGUCGGACUUUGAGUUGCAGGAGAUCUUCAACUACACCGAGAUCUUCUACUGCGGCCAAAAUGCGAAGCGCAAGCACAUGGCAACGGUGGAGAAAUCCGAUCAGAAUCAUGGGUUUGACGACGAACGUGGCGACUACAAUGUGAUCAAUCGGGAUCACUUGGCGUUCCGGUAUGAGAUCAUCGACCUGCUUGGGCGCGGAUCGUUCGGGCAGGUGUUGCAGUGUCGAGAUCACAAGACGGGCAAGACGGUGGCGAUCAAGCUGAUCCGUAACAAAAAGCGAUUCCACCAUCAAGCGCUGGUGGAAGUGCGCAUUCUUGAGAACCUCACAAAGUGGGAUCCGGACGAGCGGUACAACGUGAUCAAGAUGACGGAAUCGUUCCUGUUCCGCAACCAUCUGUGUAUCGCGACCGAGCUUCUCAGUAUCAACUUGUACGAGUUGAUCAAGGCCAACAACUUUGCCGGGUUUACGACGAAUCUUAUCCGCCGAUUCACGUCGCAGGUGCUUCAAUCGUUGAUUUUGAUGAAGAAUCACCGCAUCGUGCACUGCGAUUUGAAACCCGAGAACAUCCUGCUGUGUCAUCCGCGCAAAUCGGGCAUUAAAGUGAUCGACUUUGGCUCGAGUUGCUUCGAAAACGAAAAGGUAUACACGUACAUUCAGAGCCGAUUCUACCGUUCACCCGAGGUGAUCUUGGGGAUGAACUAUCACACGGCGAUUGAUAUCUGGUCGUUAGGAUGUAUCAUUGCCGAGGAUUCGGGCUAUCCGUUGUUUCCGGGAGAGAACGAGCAGGAGCAGUUGGCGUGUAUUAUGGAGAUUUUGGGGGUGCCGGAUCGGUACCUGGUCGAGAAGAGUUCGCGCAAGAAACUGUUCUUUGACAGUACGGGACAACCGCGGCCGGUGGUGAAUAGCAAGGGAAAACGCAGGAGGCCGAGCAGUAAGACGUUGGCGCAGGCUUUGAAGUGCGACGACGAGGCGUUUGUGGAUUUUAUCGCAAAGUGUCUCAUCUGGGAUCCAGAGAGGAGGUUGAAGCCGGAUGCUGCGAUUCGGCACGCAUGGAUCUUGUCCGGUAGGAAAUUGACCGCUGCUGUAGCGAGCGUUCUUGGCGAGGCAGGGAGGGGCGCGGGAGGCGGAGGUGGAGCGUCGAUGGGGUUGGUGGUGCCGAGAAAGUCGGCCAGCUCGACAAAUGCAAGGGUGGCUGCUGCUGGUGCGGUCAAGAAUAGUGGGGUAGCCGCGUCGACGUCGAUCACGGCAACCGUGCUGAGUCCCAGAUCGAAAGUGGUCUCGGCUCGAGCUUCGGGCGUCAAUGGAGGUAGCAGCAGCAGCAGCCGCAGCACCAACAGCGCCGGUGCCAGCGCUAGCACGUACGCCGCCACGCCAAAGAGAAGCGCUGCCACGACCACCGCCAGUGCCGGUGCUGGUCUCGCUAGUCUCAGCACCCCCCUGCGUGCGCCCAAGGCGUGA